AUACUGCGUGGGCAACAAAAAAUUCAUAAAGAAGAAUGUCAUUCCAACUAUGUUUUGUAAGUGUGAUGAACAUAUAAAAAGAAAAUUUCUCGCAGAAAUUAAAUCGAAGGAAUCAAUUGAAUCUCUUGCUUCUAAAAAAAUGUAGUAAUAUGCUGAAAAGAGAGCGAAAGAAUGAGGAACAGAAAGAGUGAGUGAGAGAAAAGUUCAGAUGAUGAUACUAGUAAAGUGCUGAUUUCGCUCAUGCGCAUUCCAUUUCGCGGUAUGCAAACUUAGGUGAGUUACGCUACUGUAUAUAUACUGUGGUUAUAGUAUUUAGUAUGUUAUAUAGUUCACGGUCUUAAGGGGAAGGUGGAGUUGCUGUAUUACCGACAGAUAAUACAGAGGACUCCAGCUUUCCCUUAAGUCAGCGGCACACGGUGCUUGUUUUCGCGCUGAAUUGCUAGAUGGAUUUGCGUACUUGCUACCGUGCGGGCAAUUGUGCUGGUGGUCGUGUUAUUGGUUUGACUUCAUACGUUGCGAGUUUUCGUGCUGGCUGAAAGUCAAUUCUGUUUGAAAGACAUUGGGUGGUAAAUAAACAUGGAGCAGGGGGUCUAUUACAUAUCUCUUCCACUGAUCUAUAUAAAUGGAUUGCAGACAGCCUUUGUUUGCAGGCCACCGGAGUGUACCCAAAUGAAGGUCGGCCAUCUUGUUAGUUACAGGUCCGCUCAUGCGCGUCGGUUUCCACUAUUAUACGUCUAUGAAUACAAUAUUUUAACAAAAGGAUGUGGACGGACAUUUUACAGGUUUCCUUUAUCAGAUAAAUUUAUGUUAGAGCAGUGGCUCAAGCAAAUACCAAUGAAGCAUUGGACACCAAAUAAGGAUAGCCUCCUGUGUUCAGAUCAUUUUACAGAAAAUUGUUUUGACAAAUCUGCAUUUCAAGUACGCUUAAAAUCUGAUAGUGUCCCAACACGUUUUGGAGAUCCACAAACAGCUUGUAUAAUCUGCAAGCAGAAACGUUCACAUGAAUCGAUGCACUCAUUUUAUUUCCUUUCCAACAUUUUUAUCUUUCUUUGCAUGUAACUACUUCUUUCUCAUAAAUUAUACAUAAAAAAUAUAAUGAAACUUAUAUAUGUAUAAUUACUUUUUGUCAGGUCACUGUGAUCCAUCACCCUCUGAGGAAUGCACGAUUCGUGUUGCACAAGGCAAUGAAAUUACCUUUAUUUUACUUUAAAAAUAGCCAACAGUUCGGUUUCACGUAUGUGUCAUGAAUGUAACCUAUAAAAGUGAUUUAUUCAUUUAUCGAUAAACUGACGAUAAGAUGUAAAGUAUGCGGCAGAUAUUGGAAAAAAAAUGACAAUACUUCUUUUCAUUCGGAAGUACACACUUAUAAUAAACGGUUAUGGUUAAAAAUGUGAUAAAAGUAAUUGAAAAUAUUCAGAUACAUAAAGGAUAUGUAUCUGCUUUGUGCUACAGUCGGAUUUAGAAUAAGUAAAGUAAAAAAUUUAGUUAAUAAAGUUGUUUUCACUGAAAUUAUUACAGGUCACUCUCAGGGCCAAGAUUUUUAUUGUAAUCACAGAAAUCAGCUCAUAAAUCUUAUUGUUUCUACUUACAUAGACAUAAGAUUUUAUCACAUAGCACGUGAAAAUAACGAAAAGCCAAAUAAAAUACGUAAACAAUUAACUAAA
Molecule: messenger RNA, 1664 nt
Organism: Ooceraea biroi (clonal raider ant)
Lineage: Eukaryota; Metazoa; Arthropoda; Insecta; Hymenoptera; Formicidae
Product: THAP domain-containing protein 2
Source: RefSeq, a predicted model, not a curated record